Messenger RNA from Saccostrea echinata, 1818 nucleotides. Its product is annotated as alpha-methylacyl-CoA racemase-like. Gene Ontology annotation, molecular function: catalytic activity. The record is from RefSeq and is a predicted model, not a curated record. Bases 587 to 1729 code for a protein of 380 amino acids. The transcript has 7 exons. NCBI's taxonomy places the organism in Eukaryota, Metazoa, Mollusca, Bivalvia, Ostreida, Ostreidae.
AUAUAGCUUUUAAGAUUUUCAUAAUAGCUUGGUUAAGAUAUUUAUAUGCAGUUUUUCACAAAAAUGUUUUUCGUAAGAAAUAAAAACAAAAAGUCGCAAGAUGUAUGUACUAUGGGCCAUCAAAAAAGCAGCCCCAUCAAGGCACCUUGUGUGCGAGGGGCGUGAGAAAUGUAUGAUUGCUUCACAUUGUUCUAAAUUAUUACCAGUCAAUUAUCUUAAUUUCAUUCAAGAAGUAACUGUGUGGUGACAGGUCACAAAUCAAUUGCUUUAUAUAGCCCCAAAACUUUUUAAAACUGAGUACAAAGUCUCUCAAGGAGACGCAAAUUAAUGAGUAGUUUUUUAAAUGCAUUAUUUUCAGAAGAGUUCAAGGUUAAAUGCUAUCACUGUGUCAAGGACUGGGACUUUUUGUACUUGCUGAAAAAAAUAACACAUUUAAGUAAAAAAUGUGGUAAAAUAUAGCUAAAUCAAGCUAUUCUAAAUAGCUUAAUAAAGUCAUAUAGCUAAUUCAAGCUAUAUAUAUAGCUAAAUCAAGAGAUUGUACUGGACCUGUUGGCAGGAAAAGCAAAGGGGCAUUAACUGAUGAAGAAUGAUGGCUCUUAGAGGUAUCAAAGUGAUUGAGUUUGCUGGUCUGGCUCCAGGACCAUUCUGCGGCAUGAUUCUCUCUGAUUUUGGGGCCAAAGUAAUUAGAAUUGAUAAGCCCCACUCAGUGGACAUGGAUAAGCUUGCCAGAGGGAAGCGCUCUAUAGCCAUUGAUAUGAAGAAACAGGACGGCAUUAGCAUUGUCAAAAAGCUGUGUUCUGAUGCUGAUGUUCUUAUUGAACCCUUCAGAGCAGGUGUAAUGGAGAAGUUGGGUUUGGGACCUAAAUCUCUUCUGAGUGAGAACCCAAAGUUAGUGUAUGCCCGGUUAACAGGGUAUGGACAGAGAGGAAUCAUGUCCUCCCGAGCUGGCCAUGAUAUCAAUUACAUAGCUACCUCAGGUGUUCUGUCAUAUCUUAGGAGGAAAGGAAAAAAACCACAUGCUCCUGUGAAUUUGUUGGCAGACUUUGCUGGGGGAGGAAUGACCUGUGCUUUAGGGAUUAUGUUGGCCUUGUAUGAAAGAACACAAUCAGGUCAAGGUCAAGUCAUUGAUGCCAGCAUGGUGGAAGGAUCAGCCUAUGUAGCAAAUUGGUUGUGGAGAUCAAGUGACCUUCCUAUUUGGGGAAGACCUCCUGGAGAAAACCUUUUAGAUGGUGGUGCCCCCUUUUAUGAUACAUAUGAAACAGCUGACAACAAGUACAUGGCUGUUGGUGCUCUAGAACCUCAGUUUUACAUCAAACUUUUGCAAGGACUGGGUCUUAGUAUAGAUGACUACCCUCAGAGCUUGUCAAAGUCAGACAAAUUGAAAGACAAACUAAUGCAAUUGUUUGCAACUAAAACUCGUGAUGAAUGGACAGAAAUUUUCAAAGAUUCAGAUGCAUGCUGCACUCCGGUACUAGAGCCAAAUGAAGCGCCUAUUCACCCCCAUAAUGUGGAAAAUAAAUCAUUUUUACAAAGCACUGAUGGAAAAUAUGAAUCGGGUCCAGCGCCUAAAUUGUCACGUACUCCAGGUGUUGAUAAAGUGUUACCAUCCCCUCAACUAGGACAGCAUACCGUAGAAAUUCUGAAGGAAAUUGGUUUCUCGGCUGACACAAUACAGAAAUUUAUUGAUUCUGAGGUGAUACAUCAAAGACAGAGCAGUGCUAAAUUAUAAUUUUUUACCACAUUUUCUGGCUGAAUUAUUAUAUGUUGUAUUUUUGCCAAUGAUAAUUUUUCAAAAUUUUCAAUUUAAGGAAAUUAUGA